UUUAAAGAAUUUCAUGGAAUUUCUUUCCCCAGCAAUGCCAUCCAUCUCAAAAGCCAAUAAAUCAGCUUCAAUUCCAUCUCCCUAUACGGCUACAACCCCACCAUAAUUCAGGUAGCCAUUAACAUUUUCUUUAUAGAAAAGGCUUUUUCUCUUUCUCUUCUACCUCAAGCUGCCACAUUUUUAUAACCAUUAAUAAUUACUCUCUUCAUUUCCCACCAAAUUUUGCUUCUUCAACGCUCCAAAAUCCCAUAAACCAAAAACACCCAAAAGAAAAUUAAUACUAAUUUUAUAUUUUAUUUGUGAAUUUAGUUAAUGAUUCUCACGUCCCACAUUCUUUGAAAACACCCUUUUCCUUCAAUCCAACUCUAACUGCUCUCCCUUCCAAAUCUGAUUCUAAAAGACAGUUUUUUUUUUUUUUUUCAAUUUUCCUUAAUCUUUUUUUUUUGGGUUUUAUUGAGAAAUAAAAAUAAUUUUUUGGGGGUUUUUAUAUUCGAGAAAAACGUUACUGUCAUUGCCAGCCAUGACCGAGGUCCUUCAUUUCCCUUCACCUCCAGGCACUAAUACUUCGUCUUCUUCUUCUUCUUCUUCUGAAGAACCGGCCUUAUCCUGUGCACCCCAGACAUCCUUAACCUGCGCACAAAGUGAUAGAGAUGACUUUGUUAAUGUAACAGGCUGUGACCCAGAAGAGGAGGAAGUGAAGGAAAGAGAGAAACAGGACAGAGAUCAGCUGUCUUUGUUGGCUUUGCUUGUGACCCUUUUCAGGAAAUCUUUGGCUGCUUGUAAGAGUACUGAUAGAAGGGAGCUUUGUGCUAUGGAGAUCGGGUGGCCAACCAAUGUCAGACAUGUGGCACAUGUUACCUUUGAUAGGUUCAAUGGCUUCUUGGGUUUGCCUGUUGAGUUUGAGCCUGAAGUUCCCAGGAGAGCUCCUAGUGCAAGUGCAACUGUCUUUGGAGUUUCCACAGAAUCCAUGCAGUUGUCCUAUGACUCCAGGGGGAACAGUGUGCCCACAAUACUUUUGCUAAUGCAAAGACGUUUGUAUGCUCAAGGAGGCUUGCAGGCAGAAGGGAUUUUUAGAAUUAAUGCUGAAAACAGUCAGGAGGAGUAUGUUAGAGAACAAUUGAAUGGUGGAGUGGUUCCAGAAGGGAUUGACGUACACUGUUUGGCAGGACUAAUCAAGGCUUGGUUCAGAGAACUUCCGAGUGGAGUUUUGGAUUCUUUAUCUCCUGAGCAAGUAAUGCGAUGCCAGACAGAAGAACAGUGUGCUGAGCUUGCAAGACUUCUACCUCCAACCGAAUCUGCUCUACUGGAUUGGGCCAUCAAUCUCAUGGCUGAUGUUGUCCAGCAAGAACAUCUAAACAAGAUGAACGCACGCAAUAUUGCUAUGGUUUUUGCACCAAACAUGACUCAGAUGGCAGAUCCUUUGACUGCAUUGAUGUAUGCAGUCCAAGUGAUGAACUUUCUCAAGACACUUAUCUUAAGGACCCUGCGAGAAAGAGAGGAUUCUGUGGUAGAGCCUACCCUGGCAUCCCGUCUGGAGCCUUUUGAUGACAAGGGAGAUCAGAGCCCUUCACUCUCCUGCAUUCAAUAUACUGAAAAAGUUAAUGAAGAGAAAGAGCUGGCAUUCUUUGCUGAAGAACCUUCAAAAGAAAGUUUCAGGAAUUACAGUCUAAACAUUGCGAUAACAGACGGAGAAGAUCACAGUCAGAUACCCUUUUUCCUCAAACAAAUCUGUGAUGAAGAUCAUUCUGAUGAGACUCCAGCCCUGGUUGAAACGUUUAUCAGUGAAACAGACGCCAUUUUAGCUAACUAUCUGAAGCCUGGUACUCUAAUAAAUACUGGAAAGAUUAAUAUUGGUCAAUCAAGUAAUUCAAGUCUCAAGAAGGGGCCCAACAAAAUUAGUGAGCAGCAAUCCAUACUUCAGAUUACAAACCCUGUUGAGAAGACCAAAGGAAUCAGCAAUUUGAGCCGCAUAGGUUCAAGGAUAGAACGUAUUGAAGCAUGGCGUUGAAGGAUGCUUAACAGCAGUUGGGCCCUAACUGAUACCUUGACAAGAUUGCUGUGCAUGUUUGUUCAUUUUGGAAGUUGUGAUGAAAAAUUUGUGAAAUGUUCAUGUAUCUUUUUAGUGUGAUGAGUGGUUUGCCUAUCCUUCUGUAAUAUCAUGGAUGACGAUUCUACACUUCAUAGCUUGACCCUAACAUUUCUGCUUUUCAUAAAAACGACUAUCAACAUUGGAAUCCUAUCAAAUGUGGUUUCUCACCGUCA
Messenger RNA from Durio zibethinus, 2262 nucleotides. Its product is annotated as rho GTPase-activating protein 1-like. Gene Ontology annotation, biological process: signal transduction. Lineage: Eukaryota; Viridiplantae; Streptophyta; Magnoliopsida; Malvales; Malvaceae. The record is from RefSeq and is a predicted model, not a curated record. Gene Ontology annotation, molecular function: GTPase activator activity.